AUGGCUGCCAGGAUUACACCCCAUUCAGUGAGAGACACAGAAGAGCGAGAGAUUCUGCAAGAGAAGUUCUUUUUCGUUUCUGUGCUCUUUCCUUCCUUCAUUCUUGCUCUCGUCUGUCUCGCCGCUCUCUCUGUGGAUAAGCGAUGUGUCGUAGGCAGCGAGACAGAAUCUGGACAAUCAGACAGCUCCAGCCAACAGGGAGACACAGACAUCAAACCACCACCCAAUGGGCACCUGAGUUUUCAGGAUUGCUUCGUCACCUCAGGAGUGUGGAAUGUGGCGGAGCUGGUCAGAGUCUCACAGACCCCCGUAGCCACAGCAUCAGGGCCUAACUUCUCACUGGCUGACCUGGACAGCAGUCCCAGCUACUACAACAUUAACCAGGUGGCUCUGGGGCGACGCUCUCUCACCUCUCCUCCUUCCACCAGGUCUGAAGUGGAGUUGUACGCAAACCUUCCACGGAGCUCCACCAAGAGGAAGUCCUUAGAUGACAGUGAGCUGGAGAGCCCCACAGACGAUGUUUUCUACCCUGGACGUUCGCCUGCUGCCAGCUCUUCCCAGUCCAGCGCAUGGCCCAGUGACAUGGACGCAGGACUGUCCUCGCCUGGUUCACUUAAGAAGCCGGGGAAGUUUGAUUUCAACGCCCUGACUUCCCAGACGAGGUCCCCCCGUAUGGCGUUCACACACCACCCGCUGCCUGUGCUGGCAGGAGUGAGACCAGGGAGUCCCCGUGCCUCAGCAUCAACCCUGCACUUCCCUUCCUCCUCGAUCAUCCAGCAGUCCAGCCCAUAUUUCACCCACCCCACCAUACGCUACCAUCACCACCAGGACCCGCUUAAGGAGUUUGUGCAGUUUGUGUGCACCGAUGGCACCGGACAGCCCAGUGCACAGCCUAAUGGAGGUGGCCAGAGCAAAAUGCCGGGCUCCUUCCUGCUUCCCCCGCCACCCCCGGUGGCACGCCCUGUGCCCCUCCCCAUGCCCGACUCUAAAACCAUCAGCACGCCCACUGACGGCGGACUCAGCUCACCCGCAUCUCCGUCAUACUCCACGCCAGGCUCCACAGCUCCCAACCGGUUUGUCGGCAUCGGAACACGGGACAACUUUCUGAAUAUCCCCCAGCAGACUCAGAACCCGAAGAACCCCACAAAGGCCCCGAGAGGACCCUCCCUUCACCCCUUCAACACCAUUCGAAUAGGAGUGUUCGUCCCCUUUCAUGCAGGAGGCUUCAAUGAGAUUGAGUAG
Menidia menidia (Atlantic silverside) is the source of this 1242-nucleotide messenger RNA. The record is from the annotation of a GenBank genome assembly. NCBI's taxonomy places the organism in Eukaryota, Metazoa, Chordata, Actinopteri, Atheriniformes, Atherinopsidae.